Molecule: messenger RNA, 2458 nt
Organism: Oncorhynchus tshawytscha (Chinook salmon)
Lineage: Eukaryota; Metazoa; Chordata; Actinopteri; Salmoniformes; Salmonidae
Gene: slco3a1b
Product: solute carrier organic anion transporter family member 3A1b
Exons: 10
Coding region: 297-2399 (700 amino acids)
Biological process (GO): sodium-independent organic anion transport; prostaglandin transport; transmembrane transport
Cellular component (GO): membrane
Molecular function (GO): protein binding
Source: RefSeq, a predicted model, not a curated record
AAAACAAAGUCCUUCAACGUUACGUCUGAUGGGGGGCAUUCAUUCCUGCUGGAGCUGAGUCGACGCACCAGGGAUGUUUAGGAGCCGCCCGGACCCACCAGACCAAUAAGGUCUUCAGAAUAAUGUAUUGCCGUUUUCCGACCAUGUUUAUGGUGUGUGGACAUACUGUAGCAGGGUUAAUAAUUCGAACCGGCUAGUGACAGCUAGUUCUCCUGCAAUAGACUAAGUUAUCUCGCUGGAAAUGGUCAUCAUUAGACUGGAUCUGUGUAGCUUCCAGCCGUACCUUUUCUGAAAGGAUGCAGGUGAAAAAUCAGAUCUGUACAGAGAGGAGUACCGAAGACCCCGAACACGAUGAUAACCAGAAACAUACUUCAUGUUUUUCUAAUAUCAAAAUAUUUCUAGUAUCGGAAUGUGCGCUGAUGCUGGCGCAGGGGACGGUUGGCGCGUAUCUGGUGAGUGUUCUGACCACCCUGGAGCGCCGCUUCAACCUCCAGUCCGCCGACGUGGGCGUGAUCGCCAGCAGCUUCGAGAUCGGCAACCUGGCCCUCAUCCUAUUUGUCAGCUACUUCGGCGCAAAGGCCCACCGGCCGCGUCUGAUUGGCUGCGGGGGCCUCGUCAUGGCGCUGGGCGCGCUGCUCUCCGCCCUGCCAGAGUUCCUGACCCACCAGUAUGAGUAUGAGGCCGGGGAUGGGUGGCACGCGGAGGACGGGAGGGAUGUGUGUUCCAACAUGACCAGGACUGAGGGCAGAGACUCUGCCUUCCUGUGUGGGAACAAGUCCAACACCAACAUGAUGUACCUGCUGCUGAUAGGGGCCCAGGUACUGCUGGGGAUCGGGGCAACACCAGUACAGCCUCUAGGGGUGUCCUACAUAGACGACCACGUCAAGAGGAAAGACUCCUCUCUGUAUAUAGGUAUAGUAUUUUCCACGCUGGUGUUUGGCCCAGCCUGUGGCUUCAUAUUAGGAUCCCUCUGCACCAAAGUCUAUGUGGACGCUGUCUUCAUCGACACAAGUAAGCUGGACAUCGGCCCUGACGACCCCAGGUGGAUUGGUGCGUGGUGGGGUGGCUUCUUGCUCUGCGGUGCCUUACUCUUCAUCUCCUCCCUCUUCAUGUUCGGCUUCCCCCAGUCCCUGAAUGAGCAGGAUGUGGACAGUGGGGGGGAGAGUGAACAGGCCAUGUUGCCCCCCUCCCUGUCCAGGGAUUACGAGGGGAACAAGCCCACUAAUGGGGUGAUCCAUGGCUUCCAGGCCAAUAGUGGACUGACCUGCUGCGAGCACAUGAGAGUCAUCCCCAAGGUGACCAAGCACCUCCUGUCCAACCCUGUGUUUACCUGCAUCUCGCUGGCUGCGUGUAUGGAGAUCGCUGUGGUUGCAGGCUUCGCCACCUUCCUAGGGAAGUACAUGGAACAGCAGUUCAACCUCACCACUUCCUCAGCCAAUCAGCUGCUAGGUAUGACAGCCAUUCCGUGUGCGUGUCUGGGUAUCUUCCUGGGUGGUCUCUUGGUGAAGAAGUUAGACCUGUCAGCGUUAGGGGCCAUCCGUAUGGCCAUGGGGGUCAACCUCGUCUCCACCGCCUGUUAUGUCUCCUUCCUCUUCCUCGGCUGUGACACCGGCCCUGUCGCCGGGGUGACUGUUGCCUACGGCAAUGCGACCCUGCGGUCAUGGCAGAGACCGGAGCAUGGCUGCAUCAACAACUGUAACUGCUACACAGCCUCAGUGAGCCCUGUGUGUGGCUCCAACGGGAUCACCUACCUCUCUGCCUGCUUCGCCGGCUGCCUCACACCUAACCUGACCAGCUGUAUGUGUAUCAGCAGUAAGGAGGAGGAGUCGGUGGCGUUGCCGGGGAAAUGUCCCAGUCCAGGCUGCCAACAGGCCUUUAUCACCUUCCUUUGUGUCAUCUGUGUGUGCAGCAUGAUCGGAGCCAUGGCCCAGACACCCUCCGUCGUCAUACUUAUCAGAACAGUGAGCCCUGAGCUAAAAUCCUACGCUCUUGGAGUUCUGUUUCUGGGCCUGAGACUACUAGGUUUCAUCCCUCCCCCUCUGAUCUUCGGCAUGGGCAUCGACUCCACCUGCCUGUUCUGGUCCACAGUCUGUGGAGACAAGGGAGCCUGCAUGCUGUACGACAACGUGGCCUAUCGACACCUCUACGUGAGUAUCGCCAUCGCUCUCAAGUCCACCGCCUUCAUCCUUUACACCACCACUUGGCAGUGUCUCCGGACCAACUAUAAGAAAUACAUUAAGAACAGUGAAGGCUACCUGACUCCCACCCAGCUGUUUGCCUCCAACGUGACUCUGGACAACCUGGGCAAGGAGAUCACCCAGAACCCAGGCAACCGGACAACGUUUAUAUAUAACCUGGAGGAACCAGAGAUGAGUUAUAACAUGGAGUCUGUUUUAUAGUUUCUCCAAGACCCGGGGGACGACUAACUGGCUGGCUGCCUGACUGGCAAGCUGGCUGA